Rhagoletis zephyria (snowberry fruit fly) is the source of this 1258-nucleotide messenger RNA. RefSeq lists its product as uncharacterized. NCBI's taxonomy places the organism in Eukaryota, Metazoa, Arthropoda, Insecta, Diptera, Tephritidae. Gene Ontology annotation, cellular component: membrane. The record is from RefSeq and is a predicted model, not a curated record.
AUAUUUUCUUGCGAAUGCUAUUGAUUGGACGCUUAAAAAUCGGGAAUUUGAGAAAGAGCAUGAAAGCUCUUAUGAAAGCAGUACACCAGGAAAUUCUACUAAGCUGCGAAGUAUUGAAAAAGCACUCGUUACUGACUAUCACAAUUUUCAUGUCGCCGCCUUCCGUUCUGUGGAUGAUAUCAUUUCAAGUUCCUCCCAGCGUGCUAAAAAGGAUCUGGAUUCUGAUUUAGAUAGUGCGUGCAGUACACCAGCAGCAAGGCAGCAGUUAAAUGAAACCGUUUCGAAUAUGCAAAAUGAUAUCGAUGAACUUUGUGUAGAGAUUAUUAUGUGGAAUGAUUUUACACGUGCCAUUUUUCGGAAUAUGACAACAUUUUUGGCCCAAACGAAAGAGGGUCGUGCUUUCUAUUCAAAAUCGAAUUUUAUAAAUUCGGAUAGCCUGUGGAUGCAAAUGUCAACGUUAUUUAAAAUGAGUGAAUUACUUCGCUUGAUUGGGAAUAUCGUGAAUAGCACCGAAGAGCUCUACAGCCAAUCAAAUAUGUUCACGAAAAAUUUGGAUGCAGUUGUAAAACAAGUACUGACACCAUAUUUGGACGAAGUGAAUGAUGAUUUAGAAGGAAGAGGCAAUACUCUUCGUGUUCUUUCCCAAAAUUUGACGGACGAGUUUGCUGCGAAUGAUGCAAAGCUAAGAUCAACCGAUAGCUCCGACGAGGAACGCAAAUACAAAGCAGCUCCCACGUGGGUGUUGAUUUUCGAAUGGCUAUGCUUCGUUUGGAUAAUUUUGAUAGUAUUUAUCUUACUGAUGGCAUUGAUAUUAAGAUGUUGCGGACAACGCUGGAGAGGCGAGAGUGAACUUGAAAGAAAAAAAAAAUGCUGCAGUCAGCAGUGUGGUUCCUCUUUAUUCCAAUUAACAGUCUAUAUGAUGAGCUUGUUAUAUCUGCUCGCUCUUCUACCCAUAUGGUGGAACUACGAAUAUGGUGUGGCCGCCUACAAUGAACGGUGCACAAGGGAGAGACUUGAAAGAGCUCAACAAUACAGAUAUAGACGAUCCGUAAGUAAUUUGGGUGCUGAAACAACUUCGAACCUAUCUGCUUCAGAAACAACGGAUGAAACGUUGGCUUUAUUUUCCGAAGCAUCGGACGCGUUAGCAUCUGCAGAUAGAAAUCAGUCGAUGAGCGAAAGAGGUGAAGCCGAUGAAGAGCCUGCGAAUAUUUGUCGAAAUCGGGAAAAUAAUGCAUUUCUGGCGUCAAAUGCUAUGAAA